Molecule: messenger RNA, 400 nt
Organism: Salvelinus namaycush (lake trout)
Lineage: Eukaryota; Metazoa; Chordata; Actinopteri; Salmoniformes; Salmonidae
Product: saxiphilin-like
Exons: 5
Biological process (GO): cell-matrix adhesion
Cellular component (GO): basement membrane
Source: RefSeq, a predicted model, not a curated record
AUGGCGACAUUGACCAUCAUUCUGCUUGUCAGCACAGCUUUUGCUCUGGGAGAUGCUAUGAUACGACCCAAGACCCCAUGUGAGGAUGCUAGAGAUGCCGCUUUAAAUGGCUCAAUUGGAGCCUACGUCCCCACGUGUGACUACAAUGGCCAAUACACCCCUGAGCAAUGUUGGGGAUCUACAGGUCACUGUUGGUGUGUGACCAGUACUGGACAGAAGGUCCCGGGUAGUGAUACUCCACCAGGCACUGCUAGCAACUGUUCCACCAAGGAGACGAUCACCAUGGCGAUAUUCACCAUCAUUCUGCUUGUCAGCACGGCUUUUGCUCUGGGAGGUGACUCCAUGACCAUGUUGACCAGUCUUCUGCUUCUCACUGCUGCCUUUGCUCUGGGAGAUGCAC